AUGGCCACUCCAUUAGAUCUUAAACACAAUCCGCCAAUUAAUUCUGAACCACUUUCCGAUCCAACAUCUUUUCGGGGCAUUGUCGGGUCCUUGCAAUACCUCACUUUAACCAGACCUAACUUGUCUUUUAGUGUAAAUUUUGUGUCCCAAUUCAUGCAUUCACCUACUCAUGCUCAUCUGAAAUAUGUUCGUUGCAUCUUGCGUUAUUUAAAGGGCACGAUACAUUAUGGUCUCAAUCUUCGUUCCGAUACUACACUUGCUCUUUCUGCCUUUUUUGAUGCAGAUUGGGCAGGCUGUCCGAUGACGCGACGGUCAACUACAGGCUAUUGCACGUUCCUAGGCUCGAAUAUCAUUUCCUGGUGUGCGAAGAAGCAGUCCACAGUUGCUCGGUCCAGUACAGAGGCUAAGUACCGUGCCAUGGCUCAUACAGCAGCUGUCAAGUACUUUCACGUCAAUGUAUUGGGAUGUGACGACUUCACAUUUGAAGGCUUCAAAGUCAGUACACCUGAAGGUAGCCUUAAUACGGAUGGAAUUCAUAUUGGGCAAUCAAAGGGAGUGACUAUAUCUAAUGCCAAAAUAGGCACGGGUGAUGAUUGUAUCUCUAUUGGUGAUGGAACCGAAAAUCUAAAAAUCACAAAAGUGGCAUGUGGACCUGGUCAUGGCAUCAGCAUAGGGAGCUUGGGGAAGUAUGAGAAUGAAGAUCCUGUUUCUGGAAUUACUGUUUCCGAUUGCACCCUCACCGGUACAACUAAUGGUGUUAGAAUUAAAACUUGGCCUGCAAUGUUUCCUAAUACUGCAACUAAUAUUCAUUUCCAAGAUAUUACUAUGGAAAAUAUCUCCAAUCCUAUUAUUGUAGAUCAAAUGUAUUGUCCAUGGAACAAAUGCAAUAAAAAGAUUAGUGAUGUUAGCUUCAAAAAUAAAAAGGGAACUUCUGCAACUGCUCUUACCGUUCAACUUAUAUGCAGCAGUGGAGUCCCAUGUGAAAAAGUGGAACUUGCGAACAUUGACUUGACAUAUAGUGGUCCUGAAGGCCCAGCAAAAUCUGAAUGCAUUGAUGUUAAGCCAACAAUUCCAGCUGUUUUUGAUAUAACAAAAUUUGGUGCAGCACCUGAUGGAAAAGCAGAUGCAAGUAAGGCUAUAGCAGAUGCUUGGAAAGAGGCUUGCGCAGCAGCAGGAUCUAGUAAAAUAUUGAUUCCAGCAGGGAAAUUCUUGGCAGGUAUAGUGAAUGUUACAGGUCCUUGCAAAGGGGCAAUAGAGGUAGAAGUUCAGGGAACCGUGCAAGCCCCACCAGAGCUUACAGGGGGAGAUGGUUGGUUUAAUUUUAACCAUAUUGAUCAAUUCACACUGUCUGGAAAAGGAACUUUAGAUGGUCAAGGACAAGUUGCAUGGAAGGGAGUAUCUUGUGACAAAGAUCCAAAGAGUUGCAAGAAACAUCCUAUGAAUAUAAGGUUUAACUUCAUUACCAAAGGCUUAGUUCGUGACAUAACGUCUCUUAAUAGCAAGUACUUUCACGUCAAUGUAUUGGGAUGUGACGACUUCACAUUUGAAGGCUUCAAAGUCAGUACACCUGAAGGUAGCCUUAAUACGGAUGGAAUUCAUAUUGGGCGAUCAAAGGGAGUGACUAUAUCUAAUGCCAAAAUAGGCACGGGUGAUGAUUGUAUCUCUAUUGGUGAUGGAACCGAAAAUCUAAAAAUCACAAAAGUGGCAUGUGGACCUGGUCAUGGCAUCAGCAUAGGGAGCUUGGGGAAGUAUGAGAAUGAAGAUCCUGUUUCCGGAAUUACUGUUUCCGAUUGCACCCUCACCGGUACAACUAAUGGUGUUAGAAUUAAAACUUGGCCUGCAAUGUUUCCUAAUACUGCAACUAAUAUUCAUUUCCAAGAUAUUACUAUGGAAAAUGUCUCCAAUCCUAUUAUUGUAGAUCAAAUGUAUUGUCCAUGGAACAAAUGCAAUAAAAAGGAACCAUCUAAAGUGAAGAUUAGUGAUGUUAGCUUCAAAAAUAUAAAGGGAACUUCUGCAACUGCUCUUACCGUUCAACUUAUAUGCAGCAGUGGAGUCCCAUGUGAAAAAGUGGAACUUGCGAACAUUGACUUGACAUAUAGUGGUCCUGAAGGCCCAGCAAAAUCUGAAUGCAUUGAUGUUAAGCCAACAAUUGUAGGGAAGAUUCCAGAGGGAUGCAAAUAG
Molecule: messenger RNA, 2181 nt
Organism: Manihot esculenta (cassava)
Lineage: Eukaryota; Viridiplantae; Streptophyta; Magnoliopsida; Malpighiales; Euphorbiaceae
Exons: 7
Coding region: 1-2181 (726 amino acids)
Biological process (GO): carbohydrate metabolic process
Molecular function (GO): polygalacturonase activity
Source: RefSeq, a predicted model, not a curated record